Messenger RNA from Myxocyprinus asiaticus (Chinese sucker), 4473 nucleotides. Its product is annotated as cip1-interacting zinc finger protein-like. Gene Ontology annotation, molecular function: nucleic acid binding; zinc ion binding. The record is from RefSeq and is a predicted model, not a curated record. Bases 162 to 2240 code for a protein of 692 amino acids. The transcript is spliced from 16 exons. NCBI's taxonomy places the organism in Eukaryota, Metazoa, Chordata, Actinopteri, Cypriniformes, Catostomidae. Gene Ontology annotation, cellular component: nucleus.
GUUUCAUUCCAGAUUCGAUCCGCUGAACACCGGUUAGCACACACGCUAACGUGACUGUAGCUCAUUUCACCCCUGAUAAACUCAUUCUCCUGAAUGCAGAGAUCUAUCUCAGGCUGUAUUGAGGUGAAUCACUGAGUCGAUAGCAGCAGUCAGACAUCAGGAUGUUCAACCCUCAUCAGCACCAGCAGCAGUUUCAUCAGCACCUGCGACAGCUGCAGCAGCUCUUUCAGCAGCAGACACCUCCACCACCUCCACCUCCUCCACCACCGCCACAACCUCCACCUGCUCAUCACAUCACACAUCACCAUCAGACUGCACGGUCUAUAGCUGUGCCCGCCCCUGCACCCCCUCCUGCCCGCAUGGUAAACCUCUGCUCAGCCACUCAAACCAUCAUUGCACCCAAUCCCAUGCUGCAGGGGGCGCUACUCAUGCAACAGAUGCAGGCGGGCAGCAUGCGAGGGUUUGCCAUGGGUGGACAGCAGUUCCCUCAGUUCUUCACUCCUGGAUCCAGAACAUCUCUCCUCGGGCCCGUCCCAAUGGGAGUGGCCAUCAAAACUCCACACAUGGGAUUCCCACGACAUUUCACCCCACAUGCACGCUACUUCAGCAAUGAUUAUCAGUCACGUCAGCCAGACAGGAAAAGGGAAAGCGAGCAUAAAUCUGCUGUGAGCAACGACAGUCAGUCAGAAGCGAGCAGCAGCAGAGCAGCAGAUGAAGCUGCAGGUGUUGCAGAUCCAGGUUGUCAAUCAUCUUCAGAACCGCUCGAUGAACCAGCAGCCAAAAAACAGAAAACAGACGGGUCAGAGGAGCUUGUGGAGACAGAAUCGGCUCAAAUCAGUGAAUAUAAAAGUCCAGAUCCAGCAGAGUGUCCACUGCAGGAAGCAGGCAGUAUGGAUGGCCCAGUGGCUGCUGAGGCAGAUGAACAGAGUCGAGUGGCCAAGCAGGUUGAAAGUACAGAAGCGCCAAUUCAAGACAAGAUCGUUCAAGAGCAUGAGAACAGUGAUGACAUCACAGACUCUGACACAGUCACUGAAAUCAAGGAGACUUCACUCACUGCCAGAGGUCAGGAGGAGGUCAAAGAUGGAGGAGGAGAGACCGCCAGCAAGUUCUUCUGCUACAUUUGCAACAUCACAUGCCAUAACCAGCAAAAUUUCCAGAGCCAUAUGAACGGACUGACGCACCAGCAGAAGAUGAUGGAGAUCCAGCACAUGAGCAAUGCGUGUCUCGUCACACUGCUGCCACGAGUCCAAGAGUCUCUGCAAGGAGCUCGUAAAGAUGGAGAGAAGAGACCAGGCCUGCAGAGAUGGUGCUCCACCUGCCAAACUCACUUCACCACCAAUGUCAUGGACCAUCGCAGAACUAAGGAGCACAAGCGCUGUAGUCGCUCGUCCUGCACCAGCUGUACUGUCUGUAAGCACGACUUUAGGACGCCCCGAGAGUUUGUGGAGCACAUGCAGUCGACAGAGCAUAAACAAAGAGUCGAGCAGCUGUGGAAGGAGUCGGGAAAAGACGGCAUGGAUGAGCUGAACACAGAGUCGUUUUUGGGCGAUGAGGACGGUGAUUUCACCGAUGAUGAGAGAGAGGAAGAGGAAAACGGGAAGGAGGGUUUGUCUGCACAGAUGGAGGUCACACUAGAAGAUAUGACUGAAGACGAGGAGUUUGACCCGGACACCGUAUACGGAUCUAGUUUUGUGGUUCCUGUCGCUGGGUUUCUCUGUCGACUCUGCAAUCAUUUCUAUCAUUUUGAGUCCUCAGCUCGACACGCUCACUGCAAAACACUCAAACACUUUCACAAUCUGAAGAGUUAUAAAGCCUUAAAAACACAUGAAGAUGCUGGUUCAACUUCAGCAGCACCAGCAGACCAUCACAGUCCAGAUCAAACCAGCACCAGAGAACCUCCGUUUACCUCACCAGAAUCUCUCAACCCAAAACCAGCCCUCCAAAUGCCAUGGUCCAGCUGCAGUAGCUCACUUCCUGUCCUCAGUAUCAGCAGCAACCCGGAAACUAACCGGACACCAAACCAGCAGCCAAAGCAGGACGACUGUCUCACAGGUGUGGCGCACUCUACUCCUCCCUGCCAAUCUGGAGAGGAAGCAGAAGAUGAACCAAUCACAGGACAGCCUGAGGAGGAGGAGGAGGAGGAGGAGGAGGGCGGUGGCAUUAUCUCAGAGGGGCGAGGCGUCAAGGGUCGUGACCGGACUCUGGCUAAGAGACGAGGACGAGGAGGGAGACGACGCUGAGAUUGAACUGCUAUCAACCCUGAGAGAUGGCUCACAGGACCCUAGUGAAAACACCCCUCAGUAGACAACAGUUUGUGCCACAAUUUUGAGCCUCUAACCCUGUUUGUGUGAAGAACCUCUCAGAGCAGAUGAAGGAAGUGUGCGGGAACUUUGACUCGACCUGAGGGGGGGAAUCUCACAAAAACGUGUGAGCACACGUGUCCAGGUCAUAUUAUAUGCCAAAAUAAGAGUAAUAAGAAAAUAAAGCCUGUAUUUAUUUAUUUUUUUGCAUGAUGUUAUUGUCAUUAAUAUCAUGACCUAACAUGUUUCCCGCCCAAUUCAUGACCACAUGAUGCAAAUAAAAUUUCAUCCUCAGUUCAGUAACAUGAAAAAAAAAAAAAAACGUCAUUUUUUUAUAACAUUUAAGCGUAACAUUAAGAAAUUUCAUUCUCAAUACUGUAAUAGGAAAACAUUGAAGAAACGGUCAAGAAAUCUGUAUUCCGACAGGAUGAUUGUCAUUACCGUAUUACAGUAAUGCAAAUAAGAUUUUUGUGCAUAACAGUAAUGAGGAUUGAGGGAAAAUGUGCUAAAUUGUCAGAAUGUAAUUUCUUUAAUGGUUUUCAAAACAGGCUUCAUUAUCUGAAAUAUGACCUGGACAUGUUAUUGGUGAGAUUCACCCUCACUGAUGAGUGACGUUUGACCCACAGGUUUGUAGUGAAUGUAGCAGCAUCGUCAAAUGUUUUAAAAUGAAGGUAGACAAACCUUAUUUGUUGCUCUUUUGAUAUUUAUGGUCUUGAAUUAGUACAUUAAUGAAUGGCAAAGACAGCGGAAGAACUGAACUGUGUCAUUUCAACACUCAAUCCGUAAAGUUAUCUGUGGAAAACAAGCACUGAAUUAUUAUCUUGAUGUUAUUUUGUUACUUCAUUAAGAUGUUAUAAAUUACUUAUAAAAUGGUUGGAUGGAGCAGCUGUUUUAGUUUGAAAAGCAUCAUUAAACCAGCACUAACCGUGUUUUGUAGCUGUUGUCCCAGUGAGCAGCAUUUCAAGCAUCGGGCCAGUCCAACUUCCUGUGUGACUGUUUUCAGGUGGCAUCUCAUAACUGAAUGGUGAAUAUUUCUGCUUGAUGAAACUUUAGGUCAGAUGGUGAGUUAUGUUAUUAUAUCAGUUGUGUUUUCUUCUUUAUUUUGAUUGUCUGUAGGGUGUAGAGACCUCCAUCCUCUUGUUUGUACUGAAACCCACCAAUCGCACACAUGACGUACAUUGUGUGUGACAAAUUAAAGUGUAAAAAUCCUCAAAAACACAGUUGGUUUAAAGUGACAGUUCAUGUGGAAAUUAAAGUUCUGUCAUCAUUUACUCAGCCACAUGUUGUUCCAAACCCAUAUAACAAAAGGAGAUUAUUAGGCUGAAUGUUUGAGUCAAGAGCAGUAGCGGUUCUAGCUUGUAAAGUGCCCUGGGCGAAACCCGCUUCGACGCCCCCAAAGUUGUUGACGGGGGGGUGAUUGUGCCGCCCUGGGCAACUGUCCAUGUCGCCCAUGCCUAAAUCCACCACUGGUCAAGAGGAGCGUAAACAUUCUUCAGAAUGUUCGUUUUUCAUGGAAGAAAGAAAGUCAAAUGGGUUUGGAUCUGAUAUAUUCUGAAUGUUCCUAGCAGGUAUGUAUUUUGAGGAUUGGACAUAUUAAAGGGUGUUCUUCAGUUGUUUUAGCACCUGUGAACUCCGUUUAGGAACGGUUCAUUUCAGUGAAACGCUCAUGGCAUUUGACUUGUGUUUUUGGGUAAUCCCAUUAAAUAUGUCAAGAAUGUGCAGGUCAGACAGUAUUUCACCACAAAAUAAAAAGACGUUGUAUUUUGCAUGAAGACAAUAAGUCUGUAUUUGGGACUGUUGCGACUUUUUGCAUUUUGACAUUUUCAUGGAGAAGCAGCACAUUAUUGAAAAAAUAUUCAUCAUGGUAGUAUUUGUUAUUCGGCCUUCAAUGCUGAUUUUAUUACAAAUUAUAUUUAAAAAAAAAAAUGCAAUAAUUUUACUCUGAAUAUUACCGUAACUGUGAUAUUUCAUUAAAAAAGAAUCAUCACUGAGAAUAAUAAUAAUGCAAAAACCACAUUACAAUAAUGUGAAUUAGGAGGAAAUUACCAUGAAAAUAAUGCACACAUUUUUAAUGAUCCGAAAUAGGACUAAUUGUUUUAUGCAAAAUUAUUGUUUGAUUUAAAAAAAAAAAAAAAAAAAAAAAAAAAAAAUUUUAGGGUGAAACAUGACCUGG